AUGAGACCAACGGAUCGGGAUCUGGCUGGCCGGGGACCACGUGCCACGGUUUCAUUUCGAUCGGCCCUGGAGUGGCAGAAUCUAGUGUUGGAAGCUACGAUAGACACUCGCCCCAAAGAAAUUGAGGUCGAGGUCCCGCUGAUGCCCCGGUGGAGCGGCCCGAGUACGAAACCCCGCGCGUACUACCCCGGAGACCUCAAGCGAAGCACCUCCGAUCUGGAACUCACCUGGGACUCAGAUCAAGAUUAUGAUGAAUGUGUAUACUACCAUGAAGGAAGUGAUCAAUAUGCUGAAGAUUUCGACAGUCAGAUGGCGGUACUGCCAGAAGUGCCUGUGACGACGGAAGAUAUCGAGGCCAUUCAGUUAUGCAGAUCUGGUAACCGAACCCAGAAGCAAUUGAUCGACUCCGCCAAAAAAUCUGGAAAGUUCCGACACCUCUUGAUCGGCAAAGGAAAUUCCCUUCUGCCGGUGGCCAGAGGUGUGGUGUGCGACAUCGAUGUCGGAGGAACGAGACCUAUUGCCCUGAAAUGUUGUAAGUUGCGGAUCCAGGUCAGGGAGAAGCUGGCGGACCUGAACAAAGGUCUAUUGUCCGCCAAGAUGAUCAAUUACUCUAGAUCACCGGGAGCUUCUCUGAUCGUGGUGAUCAUCAAGAAGAAUGGAGUGGAUAUCAGGUUUUGGAUCGAUUACCGGCUGGUUAACAGUCUUACCCAGCUGAUAAUCUACCCAAGGCUAUUGAUCAACGACCUACUUGAAGAUCUAGAGUCAACACUCCGGUACUGUUCUAUGGUUAUGGCGAGUGGAUUUUGGGUAGUGAAAAUAACGGAUCGUGCUCAUUUGAUCUCGGCUUUUAUCACUCCGUUUGUGUUAUUUGAAUGGAAUCGAAUGCCUUUUGGCUUAAAGAAUGCGCUCCACAUCUAUUAA
This is a messenger RNA of Phytophthora megakarya, 921 nucleotides long. NCBI's taxonomy places the organism in Eukaryota, Oomycota, Peronosporomycetes, Peronosporales, Peronosporaceae. The record is from the annotation of a GenBank genome assembly.